Protobothrops mucrosquamatus (brown spotted pit viper) is the source of this 1824-nucleotide messenger RNA. Its product is annotated as zinc finger protein 107. NCBI's taxonomy places the organism in Eukaryota, Metazoa, Chordata, Lepidosauria, Squamata, Viperidae. The record is from RefSeq and is a predicted model, not a curated record. The transcript is spliced from 4 exons. Gene Ontology annotation, molecular function: DNA-binding transcription factor activity; RNA polymerase II cis-regulatory region sequence-specific DNA binding. Gene Ontology annotation, biological process: regulation of transcription by RNA polymerase II. Bases 1 to 1824 code for a protein of 607 amino acids.
AUGCUGAAGAAACUCCCAAGUCCUCAGAAAAGGGAAUGCAAGGGCCCCGAUUGUGACCGUAGCGUUCCCGGGCUUUCCAAAACCAUUAAAGACAGGACAGACCACCCAGGAGAGAAGUCCUACGAUUGCUCUGAUUGUGGGAAAGCCUUCAGGAAGUCGUAUCAUCUGUAUCGGCAUCAGAACGGCAUUGCAUGCCAUAAACCGAGGCCCAUUUGCGAUGCCCUUUUUGCAGAGGAGAGAAUUGCCUGUAGAGGGGAGGAAGAAUCCAGAAGUGCGACUCUUCUGCAGGAAAACAUCAAAUUGGAAGACGAGGACGGAGCCUAUCCAGCUUGCAACGAUCAACCUUCUCUGAGGGGCUAUCUGAAGACAGAACAAAGAGAGGACAACGCUGCUGGGAACGAGGCCUCCGAACAUCCGGACACCAAAAUGCAUUCCUGCACAAAAUGCGGAUACCAAACGGAGAAAUUGUCAGACAUUCUUAAACAUUUCAGAAGCCACAACAAGGAAAAACCUUACAAAUGCCAGGACUGUGGGAAGUGCUUCAGGUGGUUCUCAACCCUCAUAAAACAUCAGCAGACCCACGUAGCCAGUCCGCAGCCGCCCGUUAUUGCCGAAUGCGAUGUGACCCUUAGCGAUGAUGAGGAGCUGAUUAACAUCUUAGCGAAGAAGACUCCCCGUCAAGAAGCAGGCGUGCAGAACUCUCUAGAGAGGCCAUCCAAACGCUCCCCGGGUGCCGUUUGUCCGGUCUCCAAGUCUUCCAGGGUGGAGGCCUCGCCUGCAAUUCGCUCCAGGGAGCAGAACGGAAAAGGCAAAGCCGCUCGUCGCCAAAAGAAGACGACGAAAACCCGAUACGAAGGUCUCGAGAAGAAACACGAGUGCCUCGAUUGUGGGCAUCGCAACUAUUUCCUGUCCGAUCUCGUGCGGCACAAGAGGGCUCACCCGAACGAUACGCCCUACAGGUGCCCCGAGUGUCAGAAGCUCUUCGUCCAGCCCUCCUUCCUCAAACUUCAUCUGAAAACGCACAAGAUGGAGGGGAAGUCCGUGAACACGAAAAAAGCCCCCCAGGGAGAGAGGAAGUAUACCUGCUCAAAAUGCGGACACAAAACGUACAAGUUGUCCACUCACCUCUUGCACAUGAAAGCCCACAUGAGCGAAAAGGAGAGAGCUUACGUAUGCGACGAGUGCGGCAAAAGUUUCAAGUGGAGCUCCAAUCUUUCCCGGCACAAGCGGAUCCACGAGCUCAACGAAGGCUUUAAGAUCAGGAGACCCUCCUUCACCGGGCAUUACGAGAUAAACAGAGAGGAUGAGACCCCGAAGAAAACCAGUCGAGUCCGGCUGAAGAAAAGAAGAGGCCGAUUUCAGGCAUCAACCGCCUCAGAAAUGGAGGCGUUGCGCGAGCAUUGGCGCAGUUACAAGCGUCAGCAAAGGAAAAAGGCAGCCGAGAAACCCCAGAAAACGGAAGAGAAGGAAGAGAAAGAAAGAAGGAAGGAAGAGAAAGAAAACGUCGCCGAGAAGGAAGUGAAGGAAGAGGAAGAAAGUAGAAUCGAAGAGAAAGAAAACGUCGCCGAGAAGGAAGUGAAAGAGAAAAAUGUUCCAGAAUUAUCACUCCGGGCCCGGCUGGAAAAAUUUGCUUAUUCUAAAAAUAGAGGAAAAGAGCCUAGCCAGGAAGUAGCAGCGUCGGCUCCGAAAGUCUCAGCAGAGGAGCGGCCGCAUCAUGAAUGUACUGUGUGUGGGAAGAACUUCACCUACGACGGUCACCUUGCCGAUCACCAGAACCUGCACACCGAAGCGAAACCUCACAGAUGCCAGGAAUGCCAGAAAUGA